Hypanus sabinus (Atlantic stingray) is the source of this 720-nucleotide messenger RNA. RefSeq lists its product as uncharacterized. The transcript is spliced from 4 exons. The coding region runs from base 1 to 612 and encodes 203 amino acids. The record is from RefSeq and is a predicted model, not a curated record. NCBI's taxonomy places the organism in Eukaryota, Metazoa, Chordata, Chondrichthyes, Myliobatiformes, Dasyatidae.
AUGACCUUCCGGGAUAUGAUCUGGCUCAACUCCAGCAGCGGUGUGUUGAACCGACAGGCAGUCGCCAAGUACAGGAAAUUAACAGUUGCCCCAGAGUCCACCAAAGCAUUCACUUCUCUUCAGGAGGUCUCCACCUUCAGCAUGACACCCAAAUCUAUGGGGAGGAAUUCCACGACAAAUACAAUCAUUUUCGCCAAUGGGGUUUACCCAACCCCCACCGGCCGGGAGCCGGAGCCGGAGCCGGAGCCGGGGCCGCAGCUGCCGGCAGUGACGGCUUUGCUCCGGGGUUACCCCCUUCCUCGCAGACGUUUUUACCUUCUACUCCUGGUGCUCUGUGGAGGAGUCGCCACUUUCCCGCUGACGGAGCGGACCGCUGCAGCCGCCCCGGGCUGCGCAACCUGCGACUCCCUGGCGCUGGAGAUCCAGAGCUCAGCGGCCGAGCUCCGGGAUGCUCAGCUGUGUGAGUAUUUCUCCUUCUGUGACGGGGACCAGGGAUCGCUGCUCACCCACGACUUCAACCUGCCGCAGAUCCGAUCUCAGGACCGAUGUACAAAGAUCAGUUUCCAUAAGGUGAGUGAAGCCCGACGGAGCAGCCGUUUCCUUGUAAAGUAGGGCAUUUCAGUCUGUGGAAAAGUGUACCUCCAGGGUAAACAAAAAGGAGUAGGCAUUUCGUUUGUAGUUUACGAUAGUUAGGUUCCAACAAAGCAGCGUUUAAAUCGA